This is a messenger RNA of Erigeron canadensis, 950 nucleotides long. RefSeq lists its product as uncharacterized. Lineage: Eukaryota; Viridiplantae; Streptophyta; Magnoliopsida; Asterales; Asteraceae. Bases 47 to 760 code for a protein of 237 amino acids. The transcript is spliced from 7 exons. The record is from RefSeq and is a predicted model, not a curated record.
AUGCCUGUAUAGGAGUUGUCUUAUGAGAUUGUGUGGUAAAUGACAAAUGUUACAAAGUAGGAGGACAUGUUGUGCAAAUUUUCUUAAAACAGUUGGAACACAAAAGAGGCAGGCAAACAAACAAACAAGAACUGAAUUCAGAGGGAGGAUGAAGAGGCUUGCAAGAAAAUGGAAGAAGAGAAAGAACAAGAAAUUUAAUUCCGACGAUGACGAUAGCGACGACAAUUUAUCUCUCCCAACCAGCUCCGAUUUUCAUCCACUUGAUACCCAAGAGCAAGAGGAGCUUGUUAGGUCAUUAGAAAGAUCUCAAGCUCAACAAUCUCGUCUUUGGAGGAGAGUGUUUGCGGGAUUGCUUUUUUGUUUCGCGGCGUUUCUUGUUUUCUCUAUACAUGGACAAACAACUAUGCCAUGGGAAUUGCGUUACCAUGCCUACUUCAUGAACGAGAUUGAGUCAUGGAUUGUGAUUGCUGCAGACUGGGUGGCAGUUUUAGUUUGUUCAUUGGCCAUUGCUGGCUUGCUUCAUAGCUCACGAUCUCAUCGACAAUGGCUUUGGUCCUCCUGCUGCAUUGGUGUUUUGCUAGCGGUUUUCUGGUUAUAUAAUAUGCUCAAGUUGCCAAAGUUUCGAUGGGAUGUUAUAUGGCUUCCUUUAGGUCCCUUGAGUGGAGCUGGGUUUUGCCUCUAUGUGGACACUCUUCUAAAUGAAUCAUCCGAGGAAGUAAAAAAACUCAGAGGCUAUAUGUACGCUUACAAAGCCCGUUGACUCGAACUAUGAUCCGCAAAAGAGAUGAUUCGCAAUUUACAGUAGUCCAAGGUAGUCGACCUGAGAUUGUUGAAUUUGUUUAAUUAAAGGCACAAAUUCCAAUAGAAAGUGUUGUUAGGAUCAUGUUUCACGUUUGAAAGACAAUUUUGUAUACUAUGUAGAUGGAAAUAAAGAGCGAGAGUUUGUUUCC